Messenger RNA from Lactuca virosa, 1356 nucleotides. NCBI's taxonomy places the organism in Eukaryota, Viridiplantae, Streptophyta, Magnoliopsida, Asterales, Asteraceae. The record is from the annotation of a GenBank genome assembly.
AUGUCCACCGAACCACGGCUCAACAACUGCCGAUUGGUGCUUUUUCCAUUACCAUUUCAAGGUCACAUCAACCCCAUGCUUCAAUUAGCAAACAUUCUUAACACAAAAGGCUUCAAGAUUACCAUCAUUCACACCCAUUUCAACUCGCCAAACCAAUCAAACUAUCCACAAUUCACCUUCAAAUCGAUCUCAGACGGCUCGUCUGAAUCAAAAAACAUGAAUUUGAAUCUGGAUACUCCUGAUUCUAUCAUCAACUUCAUGAACAAAAGUUGCAUCAAUCCGUUGAGGGAUUGUUUAGUAACGUUGCAAGAAGAAAAACCAGUCACAUGCUUGAUCUCGGAUGCGCUAUGGCACUUCUCUCAAUCAGUUGCAGACAGUCUUAAUCUCCCAAGAAUCGUUUUACGAACCAGCAGCAUGUCCUGCAUCCUUGUUUACUCAGCCUUGCUUCCUCAUAUAAAAAACUGCUACCUCAAAACCACAAUUGAAGAAGAAGAUCCGAUCCCAGACCUUUCACUGAUCACAGAAAAAGACAUGCUAAAGAUUUUUAACGACGAUCGUAAGGAGGGAGAGCUCGAGUUAAUCUUUAGCAUGAUCAAAACUAUAAAAGCGGCUUCUGGGAUCAUAUGGAACACCUUCAAAGAACUCGAAGAACCUGCAUUUUGUGCCAUAACCCAAAAUUUAUGUAUUCCCAGUUUCCCACUUGGUCCGUUUCAUAAGUAUUUCCCAGCAUCCUCUAGCAGCUUACUAGAACAAGAUCGAAGCGUUAUGUUAUGGUUAGAUCUGCAACCAGUUAGGUCUGUAGUAUAUGUGAGUUUUGGGAGUAUUACUCAAAUGGGUAAAGCCGAGUUCAGCAAUAUGGCUAGGGGGCUUGCAAAGAGUAAGCAACGGUUCCUAUGGGUGGUUCGGCCUGGUUCGGUUUCAGGGUCUGAAUGGCUCCAGUCUUUGCCUAAAGGUUUUAUAGAGGAAGUAGGUGAAAGGGGGUGUAUUGUAAAGUGGGCUCCUCAACAAGAAGUAUUAGCUCAUCCAGCCAUAGGAGGCUUUUGGACCCAUAAUGGAUGGAACUCGACAUUGGAGAGCAUCUGUGAAGGUGUUCCGAUGAUCUGUUCACCUUGUUCUUAUGAUCAACCAAUAAAUGCUAGAUACGUAACAGACGUUUGGAGAGUAGGAGUGAUGUUGGAUAACGGGAAGGAGGAGGAGAUUGGCAGAGUGAUGAAAAGUGUAAUUAUGGAGGAAGAAGGAAGUGAGAUAAGACAGAGAUCUAACUAUCUUCAAGAGAAGGUGAAUCGUUCUAUGGAGAAAGGUGGUUCUGCAUACGAAUCACUGGAGAAUCUAGUUGACUUCAUCGUUUCUCUAUAA